Molecule: messenger RNA, 2616 nt
Organism: Eruca vesicaria subsp. sativa (arugula)
Lineage: Eukaryota; Viridiplantae; Streptophyta; Magnoliopsida; Brassicales; Brassicaceae
Source: the annotation of a GenBank genome assembly
AUGGAGAUAAGAAAGAAACCUAUAAUAUUUCAUUUUCCUCCAAAGCCUUCCAUGGCUCUCUUCCUGGCAAUCUUCCUCUUCCUCUCAGGUCCUGCAGCGUAUGCUGCGGGACCUGCUACCGGUUUUAAACCGGCAGAUGAUAUCCUCAUUGAUUGUGGAAGCAAGUCUUCAUCCAAAACCCCUGAUGGAAAAGUCUUUAAAAGUGAACAAGACACUAUCCAAUACAUAGAAGCCAAAGAUGAUAUUCAAGUCUCAGCCCCACCUUCAGACAAAAUCGCUUCUCCUAUCUACCUAACUGCAAGAAUCUUCCGUGAAGAAGCCACCUACAAGUUCCAUCUAACCAGACCCGGUUGGCACUGGGUCCGCCUCCAUUUCUUAGCCUUCCCCAACGACAAGUUCGAUCUCCAGCAAGCAACCUUCUCCGUCCUAACGGAGAAGUAUGUCCUGCUUCAUAACUUCAAGAUUACCAACAACAACAAUGAUAGCCAAGCUGCUCUCCAGAAGGAGUAUCUCGUCAACGUAACGGAUGCACAAUUCUCCCUAAGAUUCAGACCCAUGAAAACCUCUGCGGCCUUCAUCAACGCUAUAGAAAUCGUCUCGGCGCCUGACGAACUGAUAUCCGAUUCCGGCACAGCUCUUUUCCCGGUUAACGGCUUCUCCGGUCUCUCCGACUACGCUUACCAGUCUGUUUACAGAGUAAACGUCGGCGGUCCAUUGAUCAUGCCUGCGAAUGACACACUAGGAAGAACGUGGAUACCUGAUAAGGAGUUCUUGAAAGAUGCGAACAUGGCUAAGGACGUUAAGACGACUUCCACAAUCAAGUACCCUCCUGGAGUCACACCGUUGAUCGCUCCGCAGACGGUUUAUGCAACCGCUGCGGAAAUGGCUGACUCUCACACAAUUUCUCCUAACUUCAACGUUAGCUGGAACUUCCCUUCGAACCCGGAGUUUAAUUACCUUAUCAGGCUUCAUUUUUGUGACAUCGUUAGCAAGUCUUUAAAUGAUCUCUACUUCAAUGUCUACAUCAACGGGAAAACCGCCAUCUCUGGAUUAGAUUUAUCCACAGUCGCAGGAGGAGACCUCGCAGCUCCUUACUACAAAGACAUUGUUGUGAACUCUACACUUAUGUCUCCUGAACUACAAGUCCAGAUUAGCCCCAUGGGAGAAGAUACAGGUACUGCAAACGCGAUUCUGAACGGAGUUGAGGUUUUGAAGAUGAGCAAUGCAGUAAACAGCCUCGACGGAGAGUUUGGAGUUGACGGUAGAACCAUGGGGAUGGGGAAACACGGUAUGGUCGCGACCGCGGGAUUUGUAAUGAUGUUUGGAGCUUUCGUUGGCCUCGGAGCGAUGGUUUACAAGUGGAAGAAACGGCCGCAAGAUUGGCAGAAGAGAAACAGUUUCUCUUCUUGGUUGCUUCCUAUACACGCUGGUGACAGUACUUUCAUGACAAGCAAAGGCGGUUCUCAAAAAUCUAACUUCUACAAUUCAACCAUGGGGUUAGGCCGUAAUUUCUCCCUCUCCGAACUUCAAGACGCUACGAAUAACUUCGAAGCGUCUCAGAUUAUCGGAGUUGGAGGGUUCGGCAAUGUUUAUAUUGCAACUUUAGAUGAUGGGACUAAAGUUGCUGUCAAGAGAGGGAAUCCACAGUCUGAACAAGGGAUCACUGAGUUUGAGACAGAGAUUCAGAUGCUUUCUAAGCUUAGACAUAGACAUUUGGUGUCUUUGAUUGGUUACUGCGAUGAAAACUCGGAGAUGAUUUUAGUUUAUGAGUUUAUGUCUAACGGUCCGUUUAGAGAUCAUUUGUACGGGAAGAAUCUAGCUCCUUUGACGUGGAAGCAGCGUCUUGAGAUAUGUAUUGGGUCAGCUCGUGGGCUUCAUUAUUUGCAUACUGGAACGGCCCAAGGGAUUAUUCACCGUGAUGUUAAAUCAACAAACAUUCUUCUCGAUGAUGCUUUAGUUGCUAAGGUAGCUGACUUUGGUCUUUCUAAAGAUGUAGAGUUUGGACAAAACCAUGUCAGCACGGCGGUUAAAGGAAGUUUCGGGUAUUUGGAUCCUGAGUACUUUAGGAGACAGCAGCUCACGGAUAAGUCUGAUGUUUAUUCGUUUGGUGUGGUUCUUCUAGAAGCUUUAUGCGCGAGACCGGCUAUUAAUCCUCAGCUACCGAGAGACCAGGUUAACUUGGCUGAAUGGGCUAUGAUGUGGAAACGUAAAGGGAUGCUAGAGAAGAUCAUUGAUCCUAAUUUGGCGGGAACGAUAAACCCUGAGUCGAUGAAGAAGUUUGUGGAAGCUGCGGAGAAGUGUUUGGAGGAUUAUGGUGUUGAUAGGCCAUCGAUGGGAGAUGUUUUGUGGAAUUUGGAGUAUGCACUUCAGCUUCAAGAGGCGUUUACUCAGGGGAAAGCUGAGGGGAGUGAGGACGGUGAUGAGCCAGGUGGCUCGGUGGUUGUGCCAGCAGAUACAACUCCAAUGGCUCCUGCUGUUGCUACCAAUGUGGCGGCUAGUGUUCAAGUUGGUGGUUCUAAGGUGGAAGAGAAGGAUGGUGUUGCUGAGGCUCAGGGUGUGGAAGAACAUUCUGGUACUACCAUGUUUACUCAGUUUGCUAGCCUUAACGGAAGAUAA